This is a messenger RNA of Betta splendens (Siamese fighting fish), 3333 nucleotides long. RefSeq names its product ADP-ribosylation factor GTPase activating protein 3 (gene arfgap3). Gene Ontology annotation, molecular function: GTPase activator activity. Bases 105 to 1670 code for a protein of 521 amino acids. The record is from RefSeq and is a predicted model, not a curated record. Lineage: Eukaryota; Metazoa; Chordata; Actinopteri; Anabantiformes; Osphronemidae. The transcript is spliced from 16 exons. Gene Ontology annotation, biological process: COPI coating of Golgi vesicle.
CGCCAGACCACGGUGUUGUCUGCCUGACGUGUCGUAUGUGGUUAAAAUUGAGGGCAAAUGCUGCGCUGUUUUUCAUGCUGCGCCUUUGACCAACAAGCAGAACAAUGACAGAACCCACUAAACAGGACAUUUCUGCUAUUUUCAAGCGGCUACGCUCUAUUCCUACGAACAAGGUUUGCUUUGACUGUGCAGCUAAGAACCCCAGCUGGGCCAGCAUCACAUAUGGCGUGUUCCUGUGUAUAGACUGCUCUGGAACCCACAGGUCUCUCGGAGUGCACCUCAGCUUCAUCAGGUCUAUUGAGCUGGAUUUUAACUGGUCGUGGUUCCAGCUGAGGUGUAUGCAAGUUGGCGGCAAUGCCACUGCGAUUGGGUUUUUCAGUCAGCAUGGGAGCACGGCCAGUGCUGCCAAUGCCAAGUACAACAGCCGAGCUGCUCAGCUCUACAGAGAGAAGAUAAAGACUUUGGCCACACAAGCUACCCGAUGCCAUGGCACUGAGCUGUGGCUUGACAGCCAGGCUCCACUCUCGCCAACAUCACCAGGUGACAAACAGGUGGAUUUCUUCAGUCUUCAUGCACAGGGUGUCCCUGAUAAUUUGAAUAUGGCAAAAAUGAGUCUAAGCUCCACUUCAACUAUAGAAAAAGAAGAAGACAAAAAUGGUAAUCCAGAUGAAGGUCCAAGUGUGGACAUGCUCAGUAUUUCUCCAAAAGCAAAUCCAGAGCCAUCCUUGCUUCUCAAAAAGAAGCCAGCUGCUGCCAAGAAAACAUUGGCCUCUAAGAAAGGUGGCCUGGGUGCUCAAAAGGUUAGCAGUCAGAGUUUCUCAGAGCUAGAAAAGAAGGCCCAAGCUGCUGACAAGCUCCGAGAGAAAGAAGAAGGGGCUCAGAGUGCCAGGAUGAAUGUUCAACGCGAGGAAUCCAUCGCUCCAUCACUGAGACUGGCCUAUAAAGAUCUCGAGCAGCAGAGAAAACUAGAGGAGCAGAAGUUAAAGGGAUUGGAGGGGAAGAAGAAGGAGCAGGCUGAGAGACUGGGAAUGGGUUUGGGCAUCAGGAGUGGAGUUUCUCACUCUGUAACAUCCGACAUGCACAUCAUCCAGCAGGAGAAUCCAGUGGGGGCAAAGGCCACCAAAGCGCGGCGGUUUAUGGAUGAGGACAAUGAUGAAGCCAGCUUUAGUUCCAGAGUCUUGUCUCGGUUUGAGGAUGAGACGGAAACAUCGGAUAGUUUCUCCUCGAGGUGGGGCGAUGGAGGAGGCUGGAUGAAGGAGAGCAAGAAACCAGAGCCUGAUUUCUACUUGUCCUCUGUUAUAUCAUCACAGGAUGACAGGCCCACAGCGAGAAGAAAACCAGAACCAGUGGCAGACAGUGGAGAAGCUCAGAAAAAGUUUGGAGAGGACGUGAAAGCCAUCUCUUCUGACAUGUACUUUGGAAAACAAGACAACUCUGAGUAUGAAGCCAAAACAAGACUGGAAAGAUUUUCUGGGAGCUCUGCUAUAAGCUCAGCGGACCUUUUUGAUGAUCCAAAGAAACAGAGCGCCGGUUCUUAUCGUCUCACCAACGUGCUGCCCAGUGCUCCUGACAUGUCACAGCUUAAACACGGCGUUCGCUCGGUCGCAGGAAAACUCUCUGUCAUGGCCAGCGGCGUAGUGAGCUCAAUUCAGGAUCAUUACAGUUCCUGAGUCACGUUGCUUCAUUCAGCAUUGGUAGUCGUCCUCUGAUAACCAGAGUGAGCUCCUGUUCAAAAGAGUGGUGGUUUCUUGCCUGGGUGGAAAGGGAACACUGCAUCUUUGCUCUGAACAAGUCUGCUCUACGUCUCAUCAAAAUAUGCUCCACAACACGAGAUAACUGAAGCACAACGUUUGUCCUCCUGCAGGCAUCUUGAAUGGAGGUUUGUGUGUGGUGCAUUCAGUUUGCAGUAUAUUGCUUAAGUUGCUUUUGAGGUUUUGGGGGGGAAAUAUUUAGAAAUGCUGUAUGUAGCACUCUGAACGUUUGUGGUGUUAUGAAGGAGGGAUUUAUUUUUUUUAGUUCUUUUAGUUAUCAAGGUUAAAACCCCAGUUCAGUUGUUAGUACUUGCACUCAUCACACACACUCUUCUGUGUCAUAUUGUACUUUUAUUCUUUAGAUCUUGCGCCUUCUCUCUGGUUUAAAGUGUCCUUUUAGUCCCCAAGUGCCCUUACAUUUGCUCUUCCACGGACUGGACCAAAAGUUGAUAACAAGGCCUUGGGUGACCAGACGUUGUUGGGUUUUUGUUUUUUUUUUAUGUCAAGAAUAGUAGAGAUUGAUAUCACUAAGAGUGUGAACCAAUAGCUGCAUAGCUUGGCAUAAAGACUGAAAAUGGAGCUGAACCGAUAGCUUGGUGCUCUCAUGAAGAGAAGAUCCGCUAAUGCUGAGCUAAACUCUGCAGCUUCAUAAGCAGCAAACUAUUUUGCUUUAAAUAACACGCAAUCAAAACAUAGCCGACUUUCUUGUAUAGAUUUUAUAAACUGAUGCUGGCGCCUGUGUUGUCUCCUGGCCUAUUAUCUAAUGGGCUCAUGUGGUGGGAUGCUAUUUUGUAGCGUUUAUUGUUCAGCACUACGUGUCCACUUCAAAGUGAAUGUAAUCGAUCCCUUUACUGUAACAUACAGCCGUUAUCUUUUAUCAUGCCACAGAACAGGCAGCAAUUAGACAGAAAAAGCACUACAUUGGAAAUUUAAAAGCAAUCGAGGAACAGCUUGAUACCUGGUAAUUGCUUUGCCAUGAUUCUAAAUUACUCAAUUCUAUGUUACUGUGCUAAGAUAAGGGACAAGGGUGAAGUCAAGGUUGAACAUCCUCCAGUGUCCAAAUAUGUCCAUACUCCAUCACUUUGCAUUGGAUUCCAAAUAUCUUGGUUUAGCACACCUGUUGUGGAGUCAUCUAGAAAACCUUAUUUGCACAUCAUUUGAUCGACAUUGCACAUGGCAGCUUUUGCUUUAAUGUACUGGUACUGGUAAUUGGACCUUUACCCCUAAGCUGAGUUGCGUCCGUGCUAGACAUUAGUUUGUUGAUCUUGUUUGGGUUUUCUGUUGUCGUCGUCAUGUAUCGGUAAACGUAUCCGUUUGUGUAAGUUGCAUGUCCUUUAUAGCUAUUAGAGCAUACAGACGCACCCUGAAUAUACGGUGACAUAAGGCCACUGGGAUGAAUCUGUUUACUAUGGAUGAAAUAAUGAUGUAGAACAUGACAAACUGCUUCACCCAAUGAUAUAUAAGGCUUUGAAUGAUCAUUUAUAGGAAGCUACUUAUAAUCAAAUGUUGGCCUUUUUGACACGCACUCAAAAUGUAGGUGACGUUUUUUGAAAACACACCAAAUAAAUGGCUUUUGCUUCAA